AUACAAAUGUAAUUGUUUCAAUUGGCAAGUUGUGGUCAGAUGAGAGAUGCCGUUGUAAAAUGUAGCAUAGAAACCCCACUGAACGAUACGCUGUGGUACCCGGGUUGUCCAAUGAUAGCUAAUAGAUAUGUUUACAACGUUCGGAGUAUAAUUCCGCAUGUUUUUCGUGCGUUCGUCAUAGAUAUAUUUUUAAGACUUCGAGGUAGUAAACCAAUAAUGAUGAAACUUCUCCAAACUGGCAAUAAGCUGUUUACAGCGGCAGCAUAUUUCGCUCUGCACGAAUGGACUUUCCAAAGGGAUAACUGUUCCGAUUUGGUGAGAAAAGUGAAAAUGUUGAAGGACAGCGAUAUGGUCAAACUAGAUUUACGGGAUUUGGAUUGGGAGAAGUACGUUGCAAUUAAUCUGAUGGGAAUUAGGAAAUUUAUUCUGAAAGAAGACUUUAAUUCAACAGCCCAACAACGGUUAUCAAGGUUGUACUGGAUACAUCAGAUCACUAAAAUAUUCGGUAUAAUGAUCUCACUACUGAUGAUAUACUGUAUCGUUUAUUUACCAUUUGCAAAUUAUUUCUUCUGUUUAUAGUAAAGGAGUAUAAAUACAAUUUUAUGAAGAAGGGAUUCAUCAUUCUCUUUAUUUUGCCUUUUCACUCGUUUCCAUUCUAAAUACAUCCACUUAUGACAUUGUUUAUUUUUUCUAUAAAAUUUUAAUAAGUACGCAGGUAUUUAUACGCACAUGAUUUCAGAGCUGUAAGCAAUUCAUCUGCUCACUGAAUAUGAACAUUUUUCCAUUAUAAGGACAACAUUAUAAUGACAAAAUCCUGUAUCAUCCUCCACCAAACAA
Molecule: messenger RNA, 837 nt
Organism: Bombus pyrosoma
Lineage: Eukaryota; Metazoa; Arthropoda; Insecta; Hymenoptera; Apidae
Product: putative fatty acyl-CoA reductase CG5065
Exons: 3
Coding region: 40-579 (179 amino acids)
Source: RefSeq, a predicted model, not a curated record